AUGUGGCGCUCUCUGACUUGUUUUCUGCAAUCAUCUCGCUCGCAACAGAUUUUUUUUUUCCUUUACUCCUGGGCGGUGGUGAAAACGGUCGUGCCGGCCGUGUACCGGAAGGACAAGGCCGAGGGAACCUUCCGCUACGACCACGCCUGGCUCAGAACCCACUCGGAAUCCGUGGUUUUCUGUGGCGUGGGGGCCGUGGAAGGGAGGGAGAGGGAUCGAUUGGGGGAGAGUUUCGAUGUCGUCGUGGCCGCCUGGUGGGAGCUGAUAAGGCGUCACGUCCCCCUCUACUUGUUUACACAGUUCUUCGACUACCUUGGCUCUAUCGUCAACUACGCGGCUGUCGGCGGCGCUAUCUUGUACUUGUCCAAGGCGGAGGGCAUGGGGGAGGCGGAGAUCGCUGCCCUUGUGGCUCGCGGCAGCUUUAGCUGCCUUUACCUUAUCGACGCGUUUUCCAAGGUGCUGCGCGCGUCGGAGGCAGCGAGCAGAAUGGGCGGCAGCGCCAGGCGUGUAGCCGAGCUUCUCCGGGCAGCGGGCUUGUCAGAUAGCGACGCCCGAGCGUUCGGUCCCUGGUCGACUGAACCACGCGUACGCCGUCCCUUCCGGAACAACGGCGGCGGCGGCGGCGGCGGCGGCGGCGGCGGCGGCGGAGCGGGCGGGGUCGGGCGCGGAGGUGGCGAGAGCUCCGAACGUCGACCGGGGGGUGGGGAGAGGCGGGCCCGGGGUGCGCGCGGCGGCGCUCGAAGCAGCAGCAACGCCUUGAGCGCGGUGGUCUGGAGCCGGCUCGGGUGGAUACGAUUUCUCGCCGCCGCGAAGAAGGAAGCCGACAAGGAGGACGACAUGGAGGUGGGGCGAGGGUAUAAGCGGGGACGCGACGCCCGUGAUGCCGAUGACGAAGAGUGCCCGCGGGAAGGCAACCAUUCGGGGGGGGAUUACACGCCGCCCGUUGUCGGCACCGGCGGCGGGGAGGCAGAGGAGCGGAGCCUUCUUGCCGUUGCCGGAGGCACGUCUUCGGGCGGACACCCUGCGGGGCGUUCCGCUAGCGAGGAUGGCGUUUCCGUCGGUGAUCAUGAGUGUAGCAGUGGUUCCGGCUACGUUGCUUCCGCGUUGUCGCUGGUGGCGCUUUCCGACGAGGGGAGGGAAGGCGCAGCCGACGGAGGCGGCGGCGAGCGAGUGGGUGAUGACCCCGACUGGCUGCUGAGGGUCGAAGGGUACACCGUGGCCCAACCGGAGCAGCAACUUGGUCUCGGCGACGAUUGCAGCAGCGAGGAAGACGACGAUAGCGGCGACGAAGCAAACGGCACCGACCCACGGGAAGAAGCUGUUGACGGGGAUGCAAACGGUAGCGGCGGCGACAACACCAGGGGCGUCGGUGUAGACCGGGUGGUAUCUCCUGAAGACGGCAAGGCCUUACCUUGUCCGGGAGAGGGCGGGGGUGGUCGCGGCAGACGGAGCAACAACCCCAGGACUGCAUGUGGAACCCUCGCGGCGGGAGCCGAACAACAUGGAAGCAGAGGCGCGGGAGCGAUCGUCCGGGAGCUCAGUCUCACCGUGCGCCGCGGGUGCAACGUCUUGAUCACGGGUCCGAGCGGAUGCGGCAAGACCUCGCUCCUGAGGACCAUCGCGGGCCUCUGGGAGGCAGCGGCGGGGACGGUCGAGCUCUGUCCCCGGGUGGAGGCGUGCCUGCGUGCGCACGAGGAGCGGGGAACCACCGGGCGAGGGAGGACGGUCGCAGGGGACCGUGAGGCUGGCGGGGGGGUCCUCUUCGUUCCGCAGCGGCCCUACUGCUUUCGAGGGACCCUGUUCGAGCAGGUUACGUAUCCAGCUAGAGGAGACCAAGCUUCCCCCGCAACGGUCAAGCGCAUUCUGUCAGCCCUGGGCCUGUCCCAUCUGUCUAGCCUAGGCAAUGGCGGCGGCGGCGGCGGAGGUGAUGACGAGUGUACCGAGCAAACAAACGGCGGCUCCUCCGCCGGCAGCACUGGUCACGCCUUGGGCGCAAGCGGGAACGCAUUUAGCGGGGACGCUCGCAGGUGUCCCAGCCCUAGUUGGACAGCCUCCGCCGCGUCACGCGCGGGAGCUGGCGCCUUCGGGAGUCCGCACGGCUUCGAUGACCGUAGCAGCUCGAGGCAAGUCAGGAGGAAUAGCAACAACAGCAGCAGCAGCAGCAGCAGCGAGGGUAGCAUCAGCACCAAAGACGGCGUCGUUGUCUUUGACGACGAGGAAUCGAUCACCUCGCCACUCAUUGGAGAAGAGCCAGAGACCGCAGAGACCGCCGGUUUCUCUUCCUCGUCUGCUGGUGGUGGCGACUUUCCGACCCCCUCGGAGGGUUCCAAGGAAAGAGGAGCCGGGACGAGAUGGCUCUCGGACACCCGCCAAUCGUCGCACCACCAGCAGCAACAGCAAUCGCACGUCCGGGAGGCAGAAACGACAGGGCGCAGUGCAAGAAGCGGGGGGGCGGUCGGGAGAAAAAGAAAAAGAGGACUACCCCCAGCCCGACGGCGACGUAACUGGGCCUCCAUCCUGUCCAUCGGGGAGCAGCAGCGGCUUGGCAUCGCCAGGGUGCUGUACCACCGCCCGGCCCUUGCUUUCCUAGACGAGGCGAUGAGCGCCGUCACGGAGGAAGCGGAGAGAGACGCCUACCGCCUCAUGCGAGCGGCCGGGGUGACGGUGGUGGCCAUCGGCCACCGCACCUCUCUGCGCUCGCUCCACGAGCGGGUGCUGGCUCUCCGGGGCGCUCCGGACGGGAGGUGGGAGAUCUCGGAGAUGUGCUCCUCGAGGACGGAGACCCACGCCUCGGGGAGCGAACACGCAACGUUGUAGCGGUGUGCGCCCUGAUACGUUUGACGAUUCGGCACGUGGCGCUGUAGGAUUAAGGGUACGUGCCACGCCUGCCUUCUGAUGUGCGAGGAAGCUCGAGGAAAACGUGGGUAUCGGUACCCCCCCGGGGCACGGAGAAGAACAAGUCCUGCCUGGCCGGUACGUCGUGUUUCGGAUGGGCGAGUUAUGCGACACGUGGGAGCGCGUGUCAAGCGUCUUCCGUUUCCUGUCCCUAUUGGGGACAGGCUUCUAGCAAAGUAUUAGGACAAGCUGGGAGACUUGCAAGGUUGUAGAGCCUCGACAGCUCUAUUUACUAUUCUUGUGGUUUCCGGCUUGCUCGUCAUAGCAUUGAAAGACGCGUUGGUUGUGUAAUCAAGAUUGUGUGUCGGGGUCAGCGAUAUAGGGGUAUUCACCCUCACUCGUGGGUUGAGCAACAAGAGCUGUUUGUGUACGCACCCUCGUAGGGCU
Ectocarpus sp. CCAP 1310/34 is the source of this 3282-nucleotide messenger RNA. The record is from the annotation of a GenBank genome assembly. NCBI's taxonomy places the organism in Eukaryota, Phaeophyceae, Ectocarpales, Ectocarpaceae.